GAACUCAAUUCAGCUUUGAUUAGUCAAUUUCUUUUGCUGAUAAAUAGUCAAAUUUUCAAAUAAUUAUUGAGUAAACAUUUUGUUUGAUCAGUCAAAGAAAACAAAACUUACAAGGUGAAGUUAGAAUCCGGUUCCGAAGUGGGACGGCACACGCUUGUUCGAUGGACUACGAUUUCAGAAGCAGGUCGGGCCUACAAGCUCCGAUGUACCGUCCGCAGCCGCCACCGCCACCGAUGUACCGUCCGACACCGUAUGAGCAGAAUCCCACACCUUCAUCAGGAUUAGGAUUUGGCGUUAGGGUUGCUAUAAGGCCAGAAUAUAGGAUCACACCGCCGCCUCAUUUAUCGCCUCAUGCGGGAGAUAAUCCAAGGAGCAACUUCCAAUUUGAAUUUGAAUUAGAGAGAAAAAUUUUAGCUGAAGCGGAUAAGGAUAACCCAAAUUGGAGCAAAUUUGGAUCAGAAAAUAUCCCGACCAAAGUUUCUGAUUCUUCAACAGCAAAGGUUCCUGCUGUGGAUUCCAUUAUGAGCAAAUUUAUAGCUAUGGGGCUCAGCCAAGAAGCUGUUCCAAUUGCUGUUGAAAACUAUGGUGAUGAUCCAACCAAAGUUCAAGAAUUUGUGAAAGGCUACACACUUCUACGUGAAAUGGGAUUUUCAUCAAAUAGUGUUGCGGAAGCUCUGGUUAUGAAUGACAACCGUACCGACAGGGCACUAGCGCAUUUCCUUAACGGUUCAUCGUAGAGACUAUUAAUGACUGAGGAAUAUGUUAGUUUCUUUGGACGAUGAUAAAUAAUGGUCAGAUAUAGGUUGAAACAUGGGCCAUCUGUUGGUGUCCUUAGUUUUAUAUACACAUAUGUUGGUGAUUUGUGGAAUUGGUUUUGGUUUGAAAGGAUUGGUAAUUCUUAGAGAUAACAAAUAGAUCUAAUUUCCUCCC
Messenger RNA from Vigna umbellata (rice bean), 930 nucleotides. Its product is annotated as Ubiquitin-associated/translation elongation factor EF1B protein. NCBI's taxonomy places the organism in Eukaryota, Viridiplantae, Streptophyta, Magnoliopsida, Fabales, Fabaceae. Gene Ontology annotation, biological process: ubiquitin-dependent protein catabolic process via the multivesicular body sorting pathway. Gene Ontology annotation, cellular component: ESCRT I complex. The record is from RefSeq and is a predicted model, not a curated record. Gene Ontology annotation, molecular function: ubiquitin binding.